AUGUAUGUAUCUUUACUAAAUGCGUUCGUCGACGUGCAGCGCUUGCCCCCGACCUACGCCGCGCGCCGACUCCUAUGCACUGCCCAAAGCAUCGAUCUUUGUACCUUUCAUCGGGUCUCCGACCAGGCGCUCCAAGAAAUGAUGCAGAAGUUUGAACAGCUCGAACAGCUCGAAAUACCCGGAUUCGACGUCUCCGAACAGGACGGCGUUCUCGAGCUUAGCCUAGGAGAAAAGGGCACCUACGCCAUCAACAAACAAUGCCAAAACAGGCAAAUCUGGUGGUCUUCUCCCGUCAGUGGACCAAAGCGGUACUGCUACGAUUCAACACUUAAAGCCUGGAAAAGCACUAGAGAUGGACAUCUGAUGUACGACCUACUAAACCAAGAACUCUCAGAACUCUUGCAAAUACCUUUCGAUAUCUACACCGUCGCCUCCAAGCCUUCCGUCAUGACCAGUGAGUCGAGUCGGCAGCAACAGUGA
Messenger RNA from Schistocerca gregaria, 480 nucleotides. RefSeq names its product frataxin, mitochondrial-like. The coding region runs from base 1 to 480 and encodes 159 amino acids. Gene Ontology annotation, cellular component: mitochondrion. Gene Ontology annotation, molecular function: 2 iron, 2 sulfur cluster binding; ferrous iron binding; iron chaperone activity. Gene Ontology annotation, biological process: intracellular iron ion homeostasis; iron incorporation into metallo-sulfur cluster. The transcript has 2 exons. The record is from RefSeq and is a predicted model, not a curated record. NCBI's taxonomy places the organism in Eukaryota, Metazoa, Arthropoda, Insecta, Orthoptera, Acrididae.